Messenger RNA from Pectinophora gossypiella (pink bollworm), 5137 nucleotides. RefSeq lists its product as uncharacterized. The record is from RefSeq and is a predicted model, not a curated record. Gene Ontology annotation, molecular function: nucleic acid binding. Bases 3470 to 4924 code for a protein of 484 amino acids. The transcript is spliced from 4 exons. NCBI's taxonomy places the organism in Eukaryota, Metazoa, Arthropoda, Insecta, Lepidoptera, Gelechiidae. Gene Ontology annotation, biological process: DNA integration.
ACCAAGUCAACCAUAAAUAUUUUUAUAUUAUAAUAGUUUUUUGGAUUGUCUAUGGUUAGUUAAGAAAAACUCAAUGUUAUAAAAUGGUGUAAGAUUUUUCGUGCCAUAAAAUAAAUAUAUCGUGAUUCUAUAAAUCGCCUGUUUUUUAUGUUGCCCUCAUCAAGCUACCGGAAGGACUUUAAAAUAUAUAUGUAGGGCACAUAAAAAUGGUCCUUCGAUCCGUAAAAUUGUUAAAGUGAAAAGUGCGCCGGUGAAUAAAUAACUUCGCUGUGACUGUUCGUGUGUAUCUAUAAUACACCUUUAAAUACGACGUCGCGGCCAGAUUACACCGUGCGUGAAGGCUUUGAGAAGCCAUUUGUAGAAGAAAGCCACGACGAGGAUUCGAACGUGAAAGAAAUUGCUGUCAAGUGUUCGCGUAAUAUUCGACCGCGGCAUUUCAUACUCUUCAUACAGCGUCCGCCAUUUUGCGACGCAUCGAGUGCAUUUCUUCGUAAGAAAAAGAAAAAAAAGAAGACAGAAAACGUCGUGACGUACUUCCUGUCAUUUUUUUAAUUUCUAUUUUUUUUCCUGCCGGAGUUAGCAGAAUUUACUACAGUUGCAGUCAUUACCGGUUUUUGGUACGUGUAUCGGAACGUUUUCAAGGUGGGUCACAGACAACAGACAGGUGUUCGACCAAUCCCGUUGCUUCCGAAGAUUCCCGACGAUUGCCGACGAGACACGAAGCGCCUACGCCGCGGCCAUAUUGUCGCGCUGUUUCAUUUUCCACUAUUUCUACUUGUGAAGGACGCGUGCGCCGCCAUUAUCAUUUUCGUGUAAUUAUAAUUUUUAUGGUAAAAGUUAAAGUAUUAGUAAUAAAAAUAACUGCAAAUUGUUGUAAAAAGGUUCCUGCAUACGACGACACUGUUUUUACAUACAAGAUGACGCUGCCGGACGAUUCCGACAAGCUUAAAAGGCUUAUAAGUGAGCGCGGGUACGUGAAGUCAUGUCUUACACGUAUAGAACGUUUCUGUGCGUCGGGUUUAGAAACCGCAUCACUAGAAUUGCUCCAGGAAAAACGUACACGACUCGUCGAGAUACUCAAGGAGUACGAGAAAUACAACAAGGAAAUUCUAUUCCUUAAUCCAGAUGACAAGGAAAACCCGGAAGAGUAUGAAAAAAAGCGAGCGCUUGCCAUGGAGAAUACCAGCGGUGAGAAAAUGUACUCAUCCGCAGCUGACUCAGCAGGCACUUCUAAAGGUGGUAAGCCUGGCAAGUCUGCCAGCUUUGUAGCAGCCUCGACUUCAUGUUCUCCAACGCGAGUCGCUGCCGCUAACACCAACGGGGCCCUUCCUGGUUAACACGAGCUUCGGUUAUGUUGUCGCAGGCAGCCUGCCUGUAUCUGCAGGCCAGGUAUCCUCGUCAAACUUUUGUGUAACAGUUCAAGGUAACAUUUAUGAUAACCUUAAAUUACAAAAUGAUCUGCUAGAUGAUCAUAACAUUUGUGAUAAGUUUAAUAACUGCAAAUUGCAAAAUGAUCAGUCAGAUAAUCUUAAUAUUUGUAUUAAUAAUAAUUGUAAUUUACAAUAUGAUCAUUUAAAUGAUCUCAAUAACACCAUCCCAAAAUUCUGGGAAUGUGAACAAGUGCCUAAUAAUUUUAAAGAAGGUACAACUGAACAGCAAUUAGCUGAGGAAUGUUUUCAGCACUCUGUACAACUUAUUGAUAAAAAGUUUUAUGUGGCACUUCCAUUAAAACUUGAAUUAGAAUAUAUUGAAUUAGGUGACUCAUUUUCGCGUGCACUGCAGAGAUUUUACAAUCUGGAAAAACGGUUUUCUAGGGAUGAGAACUUGCAUCAGCAGUACAAUAAAUUCAUGAAUGAAUAUAUUCAACAGGGACAUGCAAAACUUUAUGAUAUUUCAAACUACGAUUCUAAAGCUGGAAAUGUGUAUUAUUUACCCCACCAUCCUGUUAUAAACCCUAAUAGUAAAACUACACCUGUUCGAGCUGUCUUUGACGCAAGCAUGCUUACUAACAAAAAUAUUUGCUUAAAUGAUAUCAUGUUGAACGGGCCCGUAGUACAAAAUGAUCUUUUUGACAUUUUAACACUGUUUAGGACUUUCAAAUUCGUUUUACUUUGUGACAUUAAAGCUAUGUACCGUGGAAUAAUGUUGGAUAAUAAGUAUUGCUGCUUGCAAAAUAUUCUCUGGCGCGAAUCACCUCAUGAUCCCUUGCAGUGUUUGCAACUGCAAACUGUAACUUACGGGUUAAAAAGCUCUGCCUUUCUGGCUACUCGUUGUCUAAUCGAGUUAGCUGAUAGAUAUAAGGAUCAAUAUCCUUUAGCUUCAUUUGUUCUCAAAUAUUUAAGCUACGUUGAUGACAUUCAGUGUGGAUCUAAUGAUCUCUCUGAGCUUCUUGAGAUGAAAAGGCAACUUGUAGAGCUUUUAGGAUUAGCUAGUUUUUCUUUGCACAAGUGGUGCUCUAAUAAUAGUAAUCUUAUUGAUGAUAUACCUGUUGAACUUCACCAGUUAAAUAAUAAAAAUUUUGAUAAAACAAACUCUUAUGUAAAAACUUUAGGUUUGACUUAUAAUGUUGACUCUGAUACUCUCAAUAUGCAAUGCCCUGUAGUUCAGAGCCAAAAAACCUACACAAAACGGCAAAUGUUAAGUUUUGUCAGUAAAUUUUUCGACCCAUUGGGUCUAGUAGGGCCUAUCUUAGUGCAGGCUAAAUAUUUGAUGCAACAAGUCUGGUCGGAAAACUUAAAAUGGGAUGAUGUAUUACCUGAUAAUUUAAAUAAAAAGUUUAUUGACUUUACAAAAGGUUUAAUGCGCAUGUCUUGUAUUUCUGUGCCUAGGAAUAUUAACUUACAAUCUUGUAUAAAAAUGGAACUUGUCGGUUAUGCAGAUGCCUCGAAUAUUGCUCAUGGAUGCUGUCUAUAUUUAAGAGUAAUUGGCUUUGAUGGUAAUGUGAUUGUUAAUCUUUUAUGUUCAAAGUCUCGUAUUAACCCUAAAGACAAGAAUUUAACCGUUCCUAGACUUGAGCUCAACAGUGCUUUGCUAUUAGCCAUGUUGACAAGAAAAGUAUAUGAUACUUUAUCAUUAAAAUAUAAUAAUAUUAAUACACAUUUGUAAAUAGAUUCCAAAAUAGUUUUGUCUUGGAUUGAAAUUGAACCUGUGAAACUCAGUUUAUGUUGCUAACAGGGUAGAUAAGAUUAAACAAUUAUCAAGUAAUUUUCAGUGGCACUAUGUAAGCACAACUGAAAACCCAGCUGAUUGUCUAUCACGUGGUGUUGAGCCAGACCAGCUGAAGGAACAUCCAUUGUGGUUUCAUGGUCCACAAUACUUGCAUAAUGCUGACUAUGUGCAUUGCAUAUCACAAGUAAAUACUUCAGAAAACGAACUACUUGAAAUAAAAAAGCCUUCAGCUUCUUGUAAUGUUUGUCAUAGAGAUAAUUAUUUUCAUGAUUUUCUCCAUAAAUAUUCUAAUUUGAAUAAAAUGACCCGUAUUAUGGCUUAUACUAAGCGAUUCAUAUUUAAUUGUAAAAAGACUAAUGUCAAUAAGAAACAAGGUCAUUUAUGCCCUGAUGAGAUGACUUUUGCUCUGCAUGAUUUAAUAAAAAUUGAUCAAAGUAAACAUUUUGAAAAAGAAUUGAAGGAUAUUGAGUCUAAAGUUCAUUUAAAAUCUUCCUUAGGCAGUUUAAGUCCAUUUAUUGAUGGUUAUGGACUUCUUAGAGUGGGUGGUCGUUUACAAAACACAAAUCUGUCAUUUGAACAGAAACACCCCAUUAUUCUGGCUAAAUCUUCAACUUUGACUAAAUUAAUAAUUUACAAUGAGCAUAUAAGGCUUAAGCAUGCAGGUCAAAGGUUAACUCUCAGUAGUUUGUACGAGCGAUAUUGGCUGAUCAAUGCUAACAGAGAAAUAAAGGCUGUGCUACACAAAUGUGUAAUAUGUUUCAGACUUAAGGCCGAAUCUUCCAGUCAACUCAUGGGAUCUCUACCGCUUGAUCGUGUUAACGUUACUCGUCCAUUCCAAAUUGUAGGCACCGAUUAUGCCGGGCCUUUCAAUGUAAAGCAAACUAGAAUAAGAAAUCCUGUCAUAACAAAAGCCUAUGUAGUGAUUUUUAUAUGCUUUAUUACAAAAGCUAUUCACAUUGAAUUAGCGUCGGAUAUGACAACUAAUACAUUUUUGUCAUGUUUUAAAAGAUUUAUAAGUCGUAGAAAUAAGCCUACGAAAGUAUAUUGUGACAAUGGAAGUUACUACAAAGGUGCAGAUAAUGUACUAAGGGAAUUGUAUAAUCUACUGAAUUCCACAGGACACCAAAACAAGGUAUUAGAAUAUGGUACCUCUGAAAGGAUUACAUUCAAUUUUAUUCCUUCUUAUAGCCCAGUAUUUGGUGGUCUGUGGGAGGCAGGAGUUAAAAGCGUUAAAUACCACAUGAAACGUGUAAUUGGAAAUGCGGUACUCACUUUUGAGGAAUUGUACACGGUGCUUGUACAAAUUGAAAGUAUCUUAAAUUCUCGCCCAUUGACGCCCUUGUCAAGGGACUGUAAUGACAUGACUUACCUUACACCUGCACACUUCCUCACUGGUGCUCCGUUCACCUCAUAUCCAGAAUUAAAUUUAAUGGAUGUAAAUGUAGGAAAGCUUAGCUUUUGGCGUCAGUGUACGCAAAUGCAACAGACGUUUUGGCGUCAGUGGCAUAAACAAUAUUUAGUUAUGUUACAGAGCCGUCCUAAAUGGCAAAAUCAACAGCCAAACUUGCAGAAAGGUACUAUGGUACUACUGAGGUCUGAUUCUAUAUCACCGUUAAGUUGGCCUGUUGGACGAAUUGUAAAUGUCAUACCGGGGAGGGAUAACUUAGUUAGAGCUUUAGAUGUAAAAACAGCUAAGGGGUUCAUUGUUAGAACUAGUGUAAUGAAAGUUUCGCCAUUACCUAUAGAUUAUAAUUAAGUUUAUUGUUUAAGCAUUGUAUUUAAAAAAUGUUUCUGGUACUAUACCUAUCUUGUGGCUGUGCCCAAUAUGUUUAUGACCAAGUCAACCAUAAAUAUUUUUAUAUUAUAAUAGUUUUUUGGAUUGUCUAUGGUUAGUUAAGAAAAACUCAAUGUUAUAAAAUGGUGUAAGAUUUUUCGUGCCAUAAAAUAAAUAUAUCGUGAUUCUAUAAAU